UGUUGACAAUUGGGAUUAUUGAUUAUUCGUGGAAUUUAGUUAAACUCUUGGGUAGUUGGACUUCAUGAUCAACUAGAAAAUAAAGAAAAUAGAGGAGGGAUUUUGAAGGGAUCCAUUUGAAGAAUUUGAAGCAAAAAGAAAGAAGAAGAAGCUGAAUUCAGCUUCUUCUUUUUUUCUUUUUUGGCUUGCAUUAGCUUUUCUAAAUUAGGCUUUACACUCAAAUCUCAAGAUGCAUCUUGUGAAUUGCGAAAGAGUGAGGGAAAGAAAGAUGCUGAGAGGUGGUGGAUGAGAAUACGUCCAAUUUGACUUCUACAUUCGGGAACUGAAAGCGGUACCAUGCACCCACAACAGUCUUUAGCUUCAUCAAAUCAAGCAACACCACAUCCAAAGCAGGAGAGAAGCCUUCCAGACCCUGAUGCAGAAGUAAUAGCUUUAUCUCCUAAAACACUGUUGGGCAUCAACAAAUUCGUAUGUGGGAUCUGCAACAAAGGGUUUCAAUGGCAACAGAUUCUGAAUGUUCAUAGAAGAAAGCAUAAUCUGCCAUGGAAGCUAGAGCCAAGUACAAACAAAGAGGUGAAGAAGAAGGUGUAUGUAUGUCCAGAAUCUAAAUGUGUGCACCAUGAUCCGUCAAGGGCUUUUGAAGAAUUCACUGCGAUAAAGGAGCACUUCUGCAGAAAGCACGCUGAGGAGAAGUGGAAGUGUGAGAAAUGCUCAAAACGGUAUGCCGUUCAAUCAGAAUGGAAAGUUCACUCCAAGACUUGUGGCACCACCAAAAAGCACAGAUGUGACUGUGGAACCGUUUUCUCCGGGGCGGACAGGUUCGUCUCCCACAAAGUCUUCUGCGAAGGAAAGUGGCAGAGCAAUCACGGGGGCCAACCCACUCCAGCCAUAAAAACACAAGCAGAAGAAAACUCCGGUCAGGAUGCAUGGGAGGUCACGGAUAAUACAUUUUCUCCGCUACCUCAGCCAGGACUACUCAUGCCAGAGUCUUUUUCCUCCCGCUUGAUGUCAAUUACUCUCCCUUCAACAUUAUUCUAUGUCCAUCCGUCUCUCCUCCGAGAAUUAGAUUUGUCCCACACUACUAUCAAGUCCUUACCAGAAUCUCUUCCCAACUUGGUUGCACUUCAGAAGCUCAUUCUAAAAUGCUGUGAUCUCUUCAUGGAACUCUCCCCUCAAGUUGGAGAACUGCUGAAUCUUGAGGAGCUUGAUCUCAGUGAAACUGAAAUUCUAGGCCUGCCACAAGAGAUCAGGAAGUUGUCCAAAUUAAAAUAUUUGAGAGUAUCAUUUUAUGGAUAUUUGAAUUGUGGAAAGGGAUUACAGCAAAGUUCACUAGUUCAUACGGGGACAAUAUCAGCUCUCUCUCAGCUGACUGAAUUAAGCAUUGAUGCCAAUCCUGACGAUGAGCGUUGGAAUGCGGUCGUUGAAGCUGUUGUAGAGGAAGCCUGCAACUUGAAAACAUUGGGGUGCCUAAUCUUGUACCUGCCUAAUAUUGAGAGUUUGGGAAAACGCAGAAUAGGUAGCACAUCACUCAGUUAUUAUCCCUUGCGUGGGUUCAAGUUUACUGUUGGCCAACAUAAACAGCGCAGCAUCUCUCGAGUACCAAAAGAAGUUAAGGCUCAUUUUCAAGAAUGGGACAAAUGCUUAAAGUUUGUUAAGGGAAAGGAUAUCCCGAGGGAAAUGAAAAGCGUACUUAAAUCUACAACAGCAUUCUACUUGGACUGUCAUGCCACUGCUAGAAGUUUGAGCGAUUUUGGGAUUGAGAAUAUGCAACAGCUAGAAUUUUGCUUAUUGGCAGAAAGUAAUGAAAUCCAAACCAUCAUAAAUGGUGUAGAGUCUUGCAAAGAACCAGCUGAUAUGUUAGAAGAUGAUCCAGACAAUUCUGAAUCUCUAAGGUCACAUUCUGCUCUAGAACCUGCACUUUUGAAUCUACAGCACUUGCAUAUCUUUUACCUGAAGAAAUUAGUAAGCAUUUGGAACCCAACCUCUUUGAUGGCUAAUCUUGGCAAGUUGGAAGUACUUGUUGUCAAAAAUUGCCCUGAAGUGACCUGUGUAGUAAAAGGAAGAUGCAAUGAAUUCAUUAACCCUUUGAUACCUUAUCUUCCUAGCUUAAAAAGGAUAUCACUCCUUUACCUACCAAAACUGGUCAGCAUUUCUGGCGGAUUUCAAAUUGCACCAAAACUAGAAAAAAUAGGAUUUUACAAUUGCCCAAAGCUUGAGUGUCUUACUACAAGGGAAAUGUCAAGUGGAGAUUUGGUAGUGAUAAGAGGAGAAAGUAAGUGGUGGGAAGCAUUGAAGUGGCAUAAAUCAGAUUGGUGGAAUAAGAAUCGGCUUGAUUAUCUCCAAAGCAUUUUCUCCCCAUUAUCAAGGGAGAAAGAUGUGAUGACACAAAUGGAAGAGAUGUAGAUGUCCAUCAACUAUCAAGCAAUCAAACAAGAACGGUAUU
This is a messenger RNA of Rubroshorea leprosula, 2443 nucleotides long. NCBI's taxonomy places the organism in Eukaryota, Viridiplantae, Streptophyta, Magnoliopsida, Malvales, Dipterocarpaceae. The record is from the annotation of a GenBank genome assembly.